AUGGCGGAAAAGGAGAGCCAGCUUGAAGAAUUUGAGCAAGCAGAUUUUUUACGAGAUAGACAUGUACGGUUCUUCCAGAGAACACUCCAGGUGUUACCUGAGAGAUACGCCUCGCUGGAAACAACCAGGUUAACGAUCACAUUCUUCGCCCUGUCGGGUCUCGAUGUGCUGGACGCUCUGGAUGUGAUCGACAGGAGCACCAUGAUCGAGUGGAUCUACUCUCUACAGGUUCUGCCCACAGAGGACCGAGCUAACCUGAGUCAUUGUGGUUUUCGCGGAUCGUCACAUAUUGGAAUUCCUUACAGCACUAAGGGUCCAGGUGUGCUCCAUCCAUACGACAGUGGCCAUGUAGCCAUGACCUACACUGGGCUGUGCUCGCUGCUAAUACUCGGAGAUGACUUGAGCCGUGUGAACAAGCAGGCCUGUCUGGCUGGUCUCAGAGCUCUGCAGCUGGAGGACGGCAGUUUCUACGCAGUGCCAGAAGGAAGUGAAAAUGACAUCCGGUUUAUCUACUGCGCAGCCAGUAUCUGUUACAUCCUGGAUGACUGGUCAGGCAUGGACAUCCAAAAGGCUAUUGAGUACAUCAGAGGAAGUUUGUCAUACGACAGUGGCUUUGGCCAGGGAGCCGGGCGAGAGUCACAUGGCGGCUGGACGUACUGCGCCAUCGCCUCUCUGUGUCUCAUGGGUCGACUGGAGGAGGCGCUGAGUCAGCGGGAGCUGGACAGGAUCCGGCGCUGGUGUGUCAUGAGGCAGCAGAGCGGCUUCCACGGUCGCCCCAACAAACCCGUAGACACAUGCUACUCCUUUUGGGUGGGAGCCACGCUCGAGCUCUUAGAUGUGUUCCAGUAUACAAACUUUGACACGAACAGGCACUUCAUUCUGUCCACACAGGAUCGGCUGGUGGGAGGAUUUGCCAAGUGGCCCGACAGCCAUCCAGACCCUCUCCACGCCUACUUAGGGCUGUGUGGUUUGUCUCUAAUCGGAGAGCCCGGUUUGAGGAAGGUCCACCCAGCGCUCAACAUCACCCAGAGGGCCUUUCAGCACGUCCAGCAGCUGCAGCAGGCAUGGAGGGGCAGCGCCGGCAGCUGUAGCCGACAGCACUGACAGCAGGAAGAUCCACAGCUCUGUUUCUGGACAGGUUCAGCAAUCGGGAACAUCUAACGGGAGUCGGUCAAAGGCAACUGGACUUUUGCCGUGUGUCUCGAAGACGUUCGGCCAUCCAUCUAAGAAGCCUCCUAAUUACAGAAAUUGUGACGGUUUUUAAGUCCCCAGUUACACAGUAACUUUUGGGGAGCUCAUUUUAAGUCCAUCUACAGUGACCUUUUGUGUUAAGCAAUAUACGGCACUUUUUUUUUUUUUUUUGCUGCCUUAUUAUUAUUCGACUGUAGUUAGUAACAUUGUGUUUUGUGGUGAUGAUGAAAUGAUGUGCCAGAAAAGUCAAAUUUGAGACACUGGAGAUGCCUCAGGCGCCUCAAUUUUGCAGACUUUUUAGAUGUAGCUUCGGAGGCUUCCUGCUCCUCGUCGUAAUAAACAAAACAAUCUGCUGUCGAUCUUCCAAGCCAAGGAGGAACUGACCGCUUCACAUGGACAUAAGGAAACGUCCACAACGUUAUUCACCGAGACCCCGAGGAAGGCUGAAGGGGCGUCCAGCGUGUGUCUUUAGGUGGUUCUGCAUUAACUGGUGGCUUCAGUAGCUAGACGGUUUUCCAGUGGGCUGGUGCAAUUUUUACGUGAAUCAAGUAGAUGUGCAUUUGCCAUCUCUGAAUAAUGUCUGUGUAUUGCAAAGAUAUGGUGUUUGAGUUCUUCAUUUUUGUUUACAAACCAGUAUGAGCCCAAUGGUAAUUUUGGGGGUGACAUUUGAGUCUUUUCUUUUGAUUCAACAACCCUACAUCCUCCGACGGAAAAAAAACACCCCACGGCCCAACUCUCCCAGUAGCGUAUUUAUUUGCCUCUCUGACCCUCUCCAUCUCCAUCCUCGCGUUGCUCUUGAACCUCUUGAAAGCCUCGAGCCCUCCAGUCCCGAAGGUGAUCGCAGCCUGGCAGGGAAACCGUUUCGCCUCUACCGGCUCUGUUUAGUGAUCCCAAGAGAUGUCGGUGAUAAUGGAUCUGCUUCAUAGAAAAGGCAGCCAACAACCACCCCAACAGGCAAAUGAUGAAAGGGAAAUAACAACAAUAAAGUUCUGCUUUUUUCAAGAGUCUCACAGAAACAGAAACCGGGCCUGAAGAAAAGGGCGUAAUCCCGUCUUUCCCACAAGGUAGUAGCUUUCAAUUUUAGCACCCUGACCCGAUCCGAGCUGCCCUCCGUCACCACCGUCCAGCCUCCCUGCAGCCAGUCUCAAAUCAAUGGGAGAAAGACGUGGCAUCGUAACUUGUGGGAAAUGUAUUCUUUUGAACUGCGCUGGGAAUUGACAUCUUGUUUUCAGAAACAGAAAGCACGGAGGGCAAAAACAGAACAAUGCACACGAGCAGAAUGUGCCUGAGAGAGUCGGGUUAUAGAAACGACUGUUAUCCAACACACAACGCAUUCCUUGGAGUCCUAAAACGCCACCUGCGACUCGCAACGGACCGUCCAGCCUUCGUGCUCUUGAGCUCCGCUACAUAUUGGAGAUGUAUUGUUUUUUAAAUCCCAAUGAGAUCCUAACAUGGCGACAGCUUUGGCUUUAGCUGCUCCUCCUGCCUUCGCAUCACAUCAAAGCUCAGAUUCCCAGUUGGGGACAUUCCCAGUACCACAGGUUCCUGCCGAAGCCACGCCCGGCCAUCACAGGACGCUGUCGCAGCCGGCACCUGCUGCCUCAGGUGAUGGCGGCGAGGAGGGGCCGCGCUCCUGACUAGAUUUGAAAAUAUAUAUAUAUAUAUCGCCUCUUUGGGUUUUCCUUCUGGUGUUCAAAAUGAAGUUGUAUUUGGCCUCGUCGCCUUUCUUGCCAAGUUGCCUUUUAAAUCUUUGUUUGCAGAUUUAGAAACCGAGCAGGCAGACAGAGGAAAGGAGAUAGGAGGAGAGGUGAAUAAAUAAAUAAAUAAUUUGAUUCAUCCAUUAUUAAAAGUGAACUGGAGUCUCCUCUCUGACACCCCCCCCCCCCCCCGGAUGUUGUAACGCCUUAUUUUGGUGCAAACUUUUGCUUUAUAGCCAACUGCAUCGUUUAUUGCUGUAUUGUUUGAUAUUGCUGGUUUGCCAAAGUCAAUACUCUUUGCCGCAGUAACUCUUGUCGACUUUUCUUCUGCCUUUUUUUUUAUACAUGCAUUUAGUUAGUUAUCAUAACAUAUGUUUUAUUUCUUUUUGGGGGGGAAAGGCAAGCUAUGACUUCCAUGCACCUGCUAAAUUGAGUUACGAUACAAGCUCAAUAAAAAAAGCGUCUUAAUUAUUCAA
Molecule: messenger RNA, 3364 nt
Organism: Pseudoliparis swirei
Lineage: Eukaryota; Metazoa; Chordata; Actinopteri; Perciformes; Liparidae
Gene: pggt1b
Product: protein geranylgeranyltransferase type I, beta subunit
Exons: 9
Coding region: 1-1104 (367 amino acids)
Biological process (GO): protein geranylgeranylation
Cellular component (GO): CAAX-protein geranylgeranyltransferase complex
Molecular function (GO): CAAX-protein geranylgeranyltransferase activity
Source: RefSeq, a predicted model, not a curated record